UUCACAUUUUCCGUUGCAUUGCUUCAGUCCAUCUCUCUCCCUCUUUGUCCUCUUUCUUUCUUUCUCGCCUCUAGGAAGGGCUGGAGCGGGCGGGCGGCGGCGGCGAUGGGCAAUUGCUGCUCCGACGUCGCCGGCGGACGGGCGGCCGUUGGCGGUGCCGCCGCUGGUAAUACAGGCGACGGCCACAACGAUGCCGUCAAUCACUUCCUUACUCUUCGCGGCUACCGCGGCCUCUUUUCUCAGAUCGAGUUAUCAUUGGCUGCUUCAAACUUGCGUGACAGGGAUGUGCUUUCAAGGAGUGAUCCUAUGGUAGUUGCUUACACAAAAGGAAAAGAUGGUUCACUUCAAGAGCUUGGCCGCACCGAAGUUGUGUUAAAUUCGUUGAAUCCCAAGUGGAUCAGAAAAUAUACUGUUACCUAUCAUUUUGAGGUCGUGCAGUAUUUGUUGUUUCGUGUGUAUGACGUUGACAGUCACUUUCACAACAUAGAUGUCCAGAUGCUCAAGCUGGAUGAGCAGCAAUUUCUUGGUGAAGCUACUUGUACAUUGUCUGAGAUAGUUACCAAAUCAAACAGGUCAUUGACCUUAGAUCUUGUACAAAAAGAUGAACUUAUUCGACUAAAUCGUACCAGAAAUUUUGGAACACUCACCAUUUAUGCUGAGGAGUCUGUGAGCUCCAAGACCACAGCAGAGUUGAUUUUGAGGUGUUCAGAUUUGGAAUUGAGGGAUCUGUUCUCAAGAAGUGACCCUUUUCUAGUAAUAUCAAAAACUGGGGAGAAUGGGGUCUCUAUUCCAAUUAGCAAAACAGAGGUUCUGAAAAAUGACCUCAAUCCAGUGUGGAAACCGUUGUUUCUGAAUAUUCAACAGGCUGGAAGCAAGGACAGUCCGUUAACUAUAGAGUGUUUUAACUUCAACAGCAACGGGAAACACGACUUAAUUGGGAAAGUCCAGAAAUCACUAGCAGAUCUGGAAAAGCUCCAUUCCGUUGGGCAGGGGGAGCACUUAUUCUUAUCAACUUUUGUUGGACAUAAUCAUGAAGACAAGGUAUUAAAGAGUCGGAUAUUUGUGGACCAGUUUCGUGAAAGUGUGCAACACACGUUCCUGGAUUACUUGUCUGGUGGAUGCCAAUUGAAUUUCAUGGUUGCAAUUGAUUUUACAGCUUCAAAUGGGAAUCCCCGCCUGCCUGAUUCCCUGCAUUACAAUGACCCUUCUGGACGGCCAAAUGCAUAUCAGAGAGCAAUCUUAGAGGUUGGAGAGGUGUUGCAGUUCUAUGAUUCAGACAAACGCUUUCCUGCUUGGGGUUUUGGAGCCCGGCCAAUUGAUGGUCCAGUCUCUCACUGUUUUAACUUAAAUGGAAGCAGCAAUUACUGUGAGGUCGAAGGAAUUCAAGGAAUUAUGAUGGCAUAUACAAGUGCUCUUUAUAAUGUUUCACUUGCUGGGCCAACUCUUUUUGGUCCUGUGAUUAGCACUGCUGCACAGAUAGCUGGCCAGUCUCUUGCAGACAAUCAACAAAAGUACUUUGUUUUAUUGAUAAUCACGGAUGGAGUUAUAACUGAUCUUCAAGAAACAAAAGAUGCACUUGUGAAGGCGUCAGAUCUACCAUUAUCUAUCCUUAUUGUUGGGGUUGGGGGCGCAGACUUCAAAGAGAUGGAGAUUCUAGAUGCAGAUAAAGGUGAAAGACUUGAAAGUUCAACUGGACGGGUUGCAUCACGCGAUAUUGUCCAGUUCGUUCCAUUGCGAGAUGUGAUGACAGGUGGAGAGAUCUCUGUUGUUCAAUCACUUCUAGCAGAAUUGCCUUCCCAAUUUCUAACCUACAUGCGAAGCAGAGGUAUUCGGCCGAAUAUCUGAUUAUAAGGACAACUGUAUAUAUUACGAUUUAGUUACCUUCAUUGGUUCUUAAUACCAGAUACUUUCAUCGUUUUUAGAGUCUGCCAGUGCAAUGGCACCAGAAGUUUCUUGGUUUUUUCGGGGGGGUCCUUUUUCAUCUUAGAAGAAAAGGGUAGUUUCUUGUAUGGGCUAUACGACUAUAUAUUAUUUUGCAGCAAAAGUUUGUUAUCAGCCUCGUA
Diospyros lotus (date-plum) is the source of this 2063-nucleotide messenger RNA. Its product is annotated as protein BONZAI 2-like. NCBI's taxonomy places the organism in Eukaryota, Viridiplantae, Streptophyta, Magnoliopsida, Ericales, Ebenaceae. Gene Ontology annotation, biological process: cellular response to calcium ion. Gene Ontology annotation, cellular component: plasma membrane. The record is from RefSeq and is a predicted model, not a curated record. The coding region runs from base 106 to 1845 and encodes 579 amino acids. The transcript has 16 exons. Gene Ontology annotation, molecular function: calcium-dependent phospholipid binding.